Molecule: messenger RNA, 894 nt
Organism: Acanthamoeba castellanii str. Neff
Lineage: Eukaryota; Discosea; Longamoebia; Acanthamoebidae
Product: fatty acid elongase
Exons: 1
Coding region: 1-894 (297 amino acids)
Biological process (GO): sphingolipid biosynthetic process; fatty acid elongation, polyunsaturated fatty acid; fatty acid elongation, saturated fatty acid
Cellular component (GO): endoplasmic reticulum membrane
Molecular function (GO): fatty acid elongase activity
Source: RefSeq, a predicted model, not a curated record
AUGGCGCAGCAAGGGCUGGGAGAGAAAGUAUGGUCGGCGCUCGAGCUCGAGUGGCUGCCGGCCUACCACGACUGGCGGUCGGCCCACCUGUGGAUGGGGAAGCACUACGAGGUGCCGGUGGCGCUGUGCGUGCUCUACGUCAUCGUCAUCUUCGGCGGUAAGCGAUUGAUGAGAGAUCGGAAGGCGUUCGAUUUGCAGCAGCCGCUCUUCUUCUGGAACGUCUUCCUCGCGACCUUCUCGGCGAUCGGCGCUCUGUGCACGGUGCCGCACAUCUACACGACGGUGACGGAGAGGGGCUUCACGGAGGACAUGUGCACGACCAGGUCCGAGCUGGCGAACCCGUGGGUCUACCUCUUCUGCCUGAGCAAGAUUCCCGAGCUGCUCGACACGGUCUUCAUCGUGCUGCGCAAGAAGCCGCUCAUCUUCCUCCACUACUACCACCACGUGAUGACCCUCCUCUACUGCUGGAACGCGUGGGCUCUCCACAUCCCCAACGGCGGCUGGUUCGCGGCGAUGAAUCUCAUCAUCCACACGCUCAUGUACUCGUACUACGCGGCCUGCGCGAUUGGCGUCCGAUUCAGCAACCGCACCCGCCUCUCGAUCACCUCGCUUCAGAUCCUCCAGAUGAUCCUCGGCGUCUCCAUCGUGCUCCACAACCUUGUCGUGUGCAACACGCACCCGGAGAACUACAUCUUCGGCCUCGUCAUGUACGCGAGCUACAUGGUGCUCUUCACCAAGCUCUUCCUCGACUCCUACGUCUUCAAGCGACCCGCCCGCGACGUCAAGUCGGCCAAGGAGAGGGCCGAGCGCGUCAAGGACGAGCAGGAGCAGGACCACACUGCCGAUUCGUCUCGCAUCAGGAAGCGACCGACCACCGUCAAGAAGGCCAACUAA